Messenger RNA from Clunio marinus, 240 nucleotides. The record is from the annotation of a GenBank genome assembly. NCBI's taxonomy places the organism in Eukaryota, Metazoa, Arthropoda, Insecta, Diptera, Chironomidae.
AUGCUUGCAUUACAUUUUGAUAAAUAUGAAUAUCAUCGUGAAUUUGAAGUAAAAUCUGAGCUAGCUUUUACUGUUUUACGUGAUUUUUUUUCCGUUCACCAUGUGAAGCGUUUGUUUUUACGAUUCAUCGACGACAAUUGCGAACAUUUGAAGUCGUUUGGAAAAUGUGACAAUCCCAAUAGAUACCCUAAAGGAAAUGACAGAAUUACUCAACUUCUUGCUGCAUUUAUUGAAACUUAA